Molecule: messenger RNA, 1560 nt
Organism: Macrosiphum euphorbiae (potato aphid)
Lineage: Eukaryota; Metazoa; Arthropoda; Insecta; Hemiptera; Aphididae
Source: the annotation of a GenBank genome assembly
AUGGGUGAACCAAAUACCAAAACUAAUAAGCUUAAUGAAAAACUUAUUGCCUCAUCCAAAGUUUCAAAUAACAAACAAAAUGUCACAAUAAUAGCUAAAUCCGGACCCUCCGGUGACAUAGCAGAUAACGCGACUAAUGAGCAUCUUUCAUCUCAACACUCCGAUAACGACUACAACAGCGACGCAAUUAAAUCCACCGAUAAAAUUAUUUCUAAUCACGAUUACACCAACAAGACCAACCAUAUACAGAGCGUUCAUAAUAUCAAUUCCUCAUCGCAUCAAAACAACAUUAAUGAACCAGAAAAACACGCUUUUGGAAAAAAAUCUUUCGCCGAAACCACUAUCAACUCUACACUACCCAAAAAAGAACACGCAAUAGUCUUCGAUUCAAUCGACAACAUACCCCAGAUUGAUUACAUAAUUGCAAUUAGCAAAUUAACUCCACCAAAAAACAUAAAAUUUGCUUCUCGGAUAACCAACAACCGAUUCUGUAUAUACCUCAAUGACAAAAACACGGUCGAUUUUCUUGUAGAUAACCAUCCUUACAUCAUAAUAAACUCACAUACGACGAUUAAAAUUAGACGGUUAAUAAAUCCGGCUAAAAGAAUAAUCAUAUCUCAUGUCUCACCUGAUAUACCAAACGAAUACAUUAUAUCACACCUAGAAUAUCAUAAAAUCCAAAUAUUAUCACCAAUUACACAUAUUAAUGCGGGAUUCAACAUCCCAGAACUAGCUCAUAUCAUAAGCUUCAGACGCCAAGUUUACAUCAAACCCGAUGAUUUCGAAAAACUACCAAAAUCCAUCCUGAUCAAUCUCGAAAAUACAUCUCACAGAAUAUUCUUGGACGACGACUCGAUCCACUGUUUCCUAUGCAAACGCAAAGGUCACACAACAAAACAAUGCAAAAACCCACCAACAGAAGCCGUAAAUACAAAUAUAAAUGAAAACGCAUUCAAUACAUCCGCAGAUGCAAAUGUUGACACCUCUACAAACAGCAUCUCACAAACCUCAACUCAAAUGUCUCUCCUAGAUGACCCUUUCUCGAUGGAUACAACAUCAAAUGACAUCACAUUACUGACUCCAAAUACAAAUGAUACUAAAAAAAGACCAGCACUCUCUUCAACUUCAUCAAACCUAACAAACGAUUUGCCUACCUUCAAAUCCCCUUCUCAAGAUAAUGUAUCAAAAGAAACUAUUUCUAAAUCAAAUGCAAUCAAAAUAUCGCAACCAGCAACCAAAAAAUUAAAACGAAAUCAAUCCAUAGAAAAAAUAGUCUUAAAGCUCGACGAAAUUCUCGAACCCACCAAACCCAAGUUUGAAAAAAUUCCCAACAAAAAAAUUAAUUAUGAACAGUUUAAGUUCAUAAUUGAAAACUCUCUCGGCGAAGCCAACCCAGCUUCAAUUUUAGUUGAUUUUAACAUUACUUGUCUUGAAAUGAUCGAGGUCAUAGAAAUAAUCAAGCCUGCAAUUAAAACUCCAGGCAUAAAAAACAGAUUGACGCGACUUUGUAGUUCCCUCCUCGAUAAAGAGCUGUCCACUAAGCCCAACCAAACUGAAUAA